CCCCCCCUGCCGCAAAGAACCCUAUUCUUUUCCGAUGACCCCCACCAAUCAAAACACUCAGAGGACUGUGGGUAUAAGAGGCUGGGGAGGCAAGCAUAGCAACCAGAGCUGGAGACUGAUGUGAACUUGAUCUCUCUCCCCAGAAAAGGCUCAACAUCAACUAUAUAGCCAACAUGUCCAAGGUGUUUAAGAAGACCAGCUCCAAUGGGAAGCUCUCCAUCUACCUGGGGAAACGGGACUUCGUGGACCAUGUGGACACAGUGGAACCCAUUGAUGGUGUAGUCCUGGUUGAUCCCGAGUACUUAGAAGGUCGAAAGUUGUUUGUCAUGUUGACAUGUGCCUUUCGCUAUGGCCGUGAUGACUUGGAUGUGAUUGGUCUGACAUUCCGGAAAGAUCUGUAUGUGCAGACCCUGCAAGUGGUCCCAGCUGAAUCCACCAGCACUCAGGGGCCCCUCACAGUCCUACAGGAGCGAUUGCUGCACAAGCUAGGGGACAAUGCCUACCCCUUUACCCUGCAGAUGGUGACCAACCUGCCCUGUUCUGUGACACUACAGCCAGGUCCAGAAGAUUCAGGCAAGCCCUGUGGGAUUGACUUUGAGGUGAAGAGUUUCUGUGCUGAAAACCCGGAGGAGACAGUGUCCAAGAGAGACUAUGUGCGACUGGUUGUCCGGAAAGUACAAUUUGCACCACCGGAGGCAGGCCCUGGCCCCUCAGCCCAGACCGUCCGCCGCUUUCUUCUAUCAGCUCAGCCCCUACAACUCCAGGCCUGGAUGGACAGGGAGGUUCACUACCACGGAGAACCCAUCUCCGUCAAUGUUUCUAUCAACAACUCCACCAACAAGGUCAUCAAAAGAAUCAAGAUUUCCGUCGACCAGGUCACUGAUGUUGUCCUGUAUUCACUAGACAAGUACUCCAAGACUGUGUUCAUUCAGGAAUUCACGGAGACUGUAGCUGCUAAUUCCAACUUCUCCCAGAGCUUUGCAGUAACCCCAAUCCUGGCUGCCAGCUGCCAGAAACGGGGCCUGGCACUGGAUGGGAAACUCAAGCAUGAGGAUACCAACCUGGCCUCUAGCACGAUUAUUAGACCAGGAAUGGACAAAGAGCUGCUGGGGAUCCUGGUGUCCUACAAAGUCAGAGUCAACCUGAUGGUGUCCUGUGGCGGCAUCCUAGGAGACCUGACGGCCAGCGAUGUUGGUGUGGAGCUACCCUUGGUCCUGAUCCACCCGAAGCCAUCUCAUGAGGCCGCUAGCUCUGAGGACAUAGUCAUCGAGGAGUUCACGCGGAAAGGCGAGGAGGAGAGCCAGAAGGCUGUGGAGGCGGAGGGAGACGAGGGGAGCUGAGCACCUUGCUCUGGUGCCCGUCUGUGUGGGAGCCCCCACUGUAACACUCUAAUAAAUCAGCUUGUUCAGAUGUG
Cebus imitator (Panamanian white-faced capuchin) is the source of this 1414-nucleotide messenger RNA. RefSeq names its product arrestin 3 (gene ARR3). Gene Ontology annotation, biological process: G protein-coupled receptor internalization; signal transduction; visual perception. The coding region runs from base 174 to 1340 and encodes 388 amino acids. Gene Ontology annotation, molecular function: G protein-coupled receptor binding. The record is from RefSeq and is a predicted model, not a curated record. NCBI's taxonomy places the organism in Eukaryota, Metazoa, Chordata, Mammalia, Primates, Cebidae. The transcript has 17 exons.